This is a messenger RNA of Rhodotorula toruloides NP11, 1488 nucleotides long. Its product is annotated as Pin2-interacting protein X1. The record is from RefSeq and is a predicted model, not a curated record. Bases 1 to 1488 code for a protein of 495 amino acids. The transcript is spliced from 3 exons. NCBI's taxonomy places the organism in Eukaryota, Fungi, Basidiomycota, Microbotryomycetes, Sporidiobolales, Sporidiobolaceae.
AUGGGACUUUCCGGCGCGACCAAGAAGCAGCGCAUCCAGGAUGACCCGCGCAACCUUCGCUGGGCAACAGACACGAGCGCACCGGGCUUCCGCUUGCUCGCCUCGAUGGGAUGGAACCCCGACUCGAACCCUCAGCUCGGAAACGCUUCCUCCCAAUCCGCCAUCCUCGCGAACGGCGGAUCAGGCUUCUCGCGCAAGAUUGCUGCGAUCCCAAUUGCCAAAGACGACACGCUCGGUAUUGGAAUGAAGCGGGGUAGUGCGGCUGCGGUGGUCGGGUCGUUGAAGGCGAUGGGCGUUGCGUCCGGCGCGAACAGCACGACCGCCGGCAGCGGGUUCGUCACGGCGGGCAGUGGGUCGUCGACGCCGCAGAAUGGCGUGACGGACGGCGGCUCGGGCGGAGGAGAGUUUGGCAGCCUCCUCGCAAGGCUGAACAAGCUCAAGGAGCAGAGCGGCGGAUUGUCUGCGUCGGCGAGCCCAGUGCCAGAGGGCGACGACAAGCCGAGCAAGAAGAAGCGGAAACGGUCGUCGUCUGAGUCGUUGUCGGAAGACUCGUCGAGCGAGUCGGAGGCGGAGAAGGACGCUGCCGCGAGUCCUGCACCUGUCGUCGCUUCUUCCGCCUCCGCCUCUCCCGCCCCGACUCCCGCAACCCUCGCAGCAUUGAAGAACCCUCGCAUGGCCGCUCGCUCGAAACACCUCCGCGCCAAACGCAUGGCAACCGCCUCGAACGCCUCCGCAAUGGCCGAGAUCCUCGGUCUCGCACCUCCUACAUCCGCCACUCCCUCUCCCGCACCAUCCGGCUCGUCCACCCCCGUACUCGCCGUCAACGGUCCUCGAACCGAUGGAUGGCCGUCCGUCCCUCCUCGCGGGAGCAGUUCGAUUGCAGUCUCUACCGCCACGACAACUACGACUGUCUCGACUGGUGGAGUUGGCGCUGCACCGGUCUUUGCGUCUGCGUCGACUACUUCGCUCGAGGCGACUUUUGAGCCUGCCCCGGCGAAGGAGGAGACGGAGAAGGAGCGGAAGAAGCGGGAGAAGGCGGAGAAGAAGGCUCGGAAGGAGGCGAAGCGCGCGAAGAAGGCUGCUAAGGCCGAGUCUGAGCCCGCUGUCGAGGAGAAGGAGAAAGAGCGCUCUCGUUCUCCCUCGCCUGAGUUCAAGGUCCACUCGGCCAAGUUUGACCCGUUCAAGGUCACGUCCGAUACGCCUACGGUUGCGAGUGCGCCGGCUGCGGGCCUGUCGAGCGUGUUUGGGAGGAUGUUCGUUGGCAGUUCGGCGGGCGGGAUGGGCGCGACGUUCGUGCCGCCUGCUGCGUCCGCGCCCGUGGUUGAGGAGAAGGUUGAGGAGCCGGUCAAGGUGAAGAAGGACAAGAAGGAGAAGAAGGAGAAGUCGGGCAAGGAGAAGAAGGAGAAGAAGGAGAAGAAGCGCGAGGGCGAGACGAAGGAGGAGCGGCGGGCAAGGAAGGAGGCGAAGAAGGGGAAGAAGGCGGAGUAG